Messenger RNA from Fraxinus pennsylvanica, 3381 nucleotides. The record is from the annotation of a GenBank genome assembly. NCBI's taxonomy places the organism in Eukaryota, Viridiplantae, Streptophyta, Magnoliopsida, Lamiales, Oleaceae.
AUGUUCUGCUACGAUAGCAAAAUUAAAACUUUGAGGGAUAAGGUGAAAGAUCUUGAAACUAAGGAAUCUGAGGUGCGAGAUUUGGUUGUUGAAGCAAAGAAUAAUGUGCUAGAUAUUAAAUCUUAUGUUGAAAAAUGGCUGCAAAAUGUCGAUGAAAUAAAGAAAGCGGCAGAUAAAAUUUUUGAAGAUGCAACAAAUUCUGAAAUGCAGUGCCUAUUCUUUACAUGUCCAAAUUUGACGACCCGUUACUCGCUUGGCAAGGACGCCACAGAGAAGACUGCUGAGGUUGCUAAACUCCUAAAGAAAAGAUUUCAAAAUGUGGCCGAACCUAAACAACUGGUGCAAAUACCUUAUAAAAACCCCGGUGACUUUGGAGAUUUCGAAACAAGGAUAUCAAUUAAAAAGGAAAUCAUGGAUGCUCUAAAGGAUAAAGAUGUCAGCAUAAUUGGGAUAUGCGGCAUGGGUGGAGUAGGUAAGACGACAAUGGCAAAAGAAAUAGAUUUCGAAGCCAAAAUUGACAAAUUAUUUGAUGAGUUUACAUGGGCAGAGGUAUCUCAAAAUCCAGAUGUAACUAAAAUUCAGGAUCAACUUGCUAGUAAGCUCGGUUUGAAAUUUAACGAUUGUACUGAUAAAGAUGAGAGAGCUGAACGACUUCGUAAAAGACUUGGAGGUGAUAGAAGUAAGAGCAUUCUCGUAAUAUUGGAUGAUGUUUGGGAAGAUACUGUGUUGAAAACUAUAGGAGUUCCUUCAGCAGGGGAUGAUAAAGAGUUGAAAAUUCUAUUGACAUCACGCGAUAAAGAUGUGUGCAGAAAAAUGAGAGCUCAAAGAAUAUUCGACGUCGAUCUUUUAAAUGAAAAAGAAUCGUGGGAACUUUUCAAGGAAAAGGCAGAAAUUUCUGAUGAUGCAACAGAUGUUAUAAAGGAUACAGCAGAAAAAAUUGCAAAGCAAUGUGGUGGCUUACCUCUCGCUCUUGUGAUAGUCGGCAGAGCCCUCAGUAGAAAAGAAGAACAUGAAUGGAAGAAUGCACUUGUAGAACUACGGAGUUCUGCAGUGACCAAUAUCAAAGGAGUGCCCAAGUUGUACUCAAGGAUAGAGUUAAGCUACAACUAUCUAGAGAGUGAUGAAGCCAAGUCCUUGUUUCUGCUAUGCUCUCUGUAUCCAGAAGAUUCUGAUAUUGCAAUUGAAGAUUUGGUUAGAUAUGCAUGGGGGCUAGAGUUGUUUAGAGGUACAAUGACAUUGAUUACAACCAGAGAUAGGGUAAAAACGAUUGUUGGUCAUUUGAAAAGUUGCUACUUACUGCUCUCACCUGAGGAUAAGGACCAUGUAAGAUUGCAUGAUGUUGUAAGAGAUGUUUGCUUACAAAUUGCAUCUAAAUACAAAAUGUCAAAAUACACUGGUUUGAAGGAGUGGCCAAAACAUGAUAACAAUGAAUCGUACAGUGCAAUUAGUUUGACUUCAAAUGAGCUGAAUCAGCUUCCCAGUGGGUUAGAAUAUCCAGACCUAAAGUUUCUAGAAGUGACUUGCAAUCAACAGUCACUGAACAUAUCCAAAGAAUUUUUUGCCGAUAUGAAGGAGCUCAGAGUUCUUGAUUUCACUGCUAUGAGGAUUCACAUUCCAUCAUCAAUCCAAUUGUUGACCAAUCUUCGAACUUUGUGCUUGGACUAUUGUACAUUAAACACUGAAAAUUCUACUUUUGGGAAUUUAAAAAUGUUAGAAGUUCUCAGUUUUAGAGGCUCUGCUCUCGAUCACUUCCCUGAAGAUAUAGCAGAACUGAGCAACCUAAGGUUAUUGGAUUUGAGGCUGAAGCACAGAUCUAGCUAUUGUCCACUUCCACCUGGUAUCUUAAUGCAAUUGAAGAAACUGGAAGAACUUUACUUAGGUGUCGUUGAAAUAAGAGAUGAUGAACUGGAACAACAAGGGGACAUUAUUAAGGAGAUAAGUUCAUUGACUAAUCUUAAUACUUUCCAAAUUUCCACAAAUGAUCCUCAGUUUCUGUUGCAAAUAUUACAUGUUUUGUGCAUUGAGAAGUUGGAAAGAUUUCAUAUCGAAUUAACUGACUUAGAGUAUGCGAAUGAGAACAUUUUGGAAUAUUAUUAUUUCGGAAGGAGAUUGCAUAUACGUGGCAUUACUUACGCAAGUAUGCUUUCACAAUCUGCAAUUAACUCAUUGAUGUGGAGAACUGAACAUCUUUCUAUAGAAAUGGACUUGAAUAAUCUCGAUGAUCUUUCUCAACAAGUGAUGGAGAGGAAGAAUAUGUUAGAUGAAGAUGGCUUCAAGUAUCUGAAUAGAAAUCAUCCCAUAGGGGCAUUUGAUGGAUUACAAGAGAUAAAUCUAAAUGGCAUACCAAAAAUGAAACAUUUGUUCAAGGGUGUCAUCAGACCUCCAUCACUCCACAAUCUUAUGUUUCUUACUAUUAAAGGAUGCCCCUCAUUGAAAAGCCUCUUUUCUGAGUCAGUUGCAUCAGGCAUGGUGAAUCUCCAAAGUUUAUAUAUUUCCAAUUGUGAUAGGUUAAAGGAAAUUGUUUCCAUGGACAGGGAACAAAAUGAAGUUACCCGAAUGCUUGAAUUUCCAAAACUACAGAAUAUCAUCCUUGAGGAUUUAAGAAAUUUUAAGAGCUUUAGACGUGGAACUAACAAGACUAUUGGUGUGCUCAAUCCACUGUUUAAACAGGUUACAUUGCCUAACUUGGAGACGUUGAACAUUGAUGGACUGGGUUGUACUGUGACAAUAUUGGAUGAGCUAAGGCAAAUCAGAUCUCAUAAACUUAGAGCAUUGAGGAUAGCAAAUUUGGAUGAUGUGUCCAUUCUGUUUGAUUUUGAGUAUACAAAAGAUGAUGCAGAAAUUAGAAUACGUGGUCAACUAACAUUUUUGCAGGUGGCAUUUCUACCCAAAUUAGUGCACAUUACAACGAUGUUUCCUAAAGGAAUUUGUAUCUUUAAGAAUUUGACAUAUCUUAUAGUUGAAAGAUGUGACAACUUAAGGUACUUAUUCUCACCUUCAAUGGCCAAUUCACUGGUGGCUCUAGAAGGUGUGUCGGUUCUACAAUGUGAAGCAAUUGAAGAGAUUAUUGGAAGACAAGAAGAAGACAACACUUCAAACAUCGAAAUUGUGGAAGAAGGAACAACAAGCAGAAUUGUGUUUCCUAAAUUGAGAUAUCUAGAUCUUUGUGGUCUUGAUAGAUUCAGAUUGCUUUCCUCUCAGAACUAUGAAUUCGUGUUCCCUUCACUAGACUAUUUGCGCAUUGAAAAUUGCCUUGCAACCACAAAAUUGUGUUCAAGACAACUACUGAGCGCACCAAAGCUUGAUAAAGUAUGGAUAAACGAUGAACAAUCCGUUGAUAUUUCAAAUUUCCUGGAUUUUGAAGGCUCAAUACAGAUGUGA